Anguilla anguilla (European eel) is the source of this 5606-nucleotide messenger RNA. RefSeq names its product extracellular calcium-sensing receptor-like. The coding region runs from base 65 to 5605 and encodes 1846 amino acids. The record is from RefSeq and is a predicted model, not a curated record. Gene Ontology annotation, molecular function: G protein-coupled receptor activity. The transcript has 13 exons. Lineage: Eukaryota; Metazoa; Chordata; Actinopteri; Anguilliformes; Anguillidae. Gene Ontology annotation, cellular component: membrane. Gene Ontology annotation, biological process: G protein-coupled receptor signaling pathway.
AGGUCGAUGAAUAAAAUACUCUCCUCACUCUGCACCCCAGUGUGUAGGAUCAACCUGGUUGAAGAUGACUCCACUGUUGGCCAUGAUAUGGUCUCUAUUUUACCCCUUCUCUGCUGUCUAUCCUUCCAGGCUAAAUUCUACUGGAGCCUGUUCUCUGAUGAACAGCAUUGAUCCGGAUUUCCAGGCUGAUGGAGACUUCAUCAUCGGAGGGAUUUUCCCCAUGCACUACAGAGUUCAGCCGCCAGACCAGGACUUCACUAACAAACCAUCUGCUCCACAAUGUUGGGGAUUUGACCCCAGAUCUUUCCGCUGGGCCCAGGCCAUGAGGCUGGCUGUUGAGGAGAUCAACCAGAGUCAGAACCUGUUGCCUAACUUCACUCUGGGAUACAAGAUCCAUGACUCCUGCACAACCCCUGUGACAGCACAGGCAGCAGUUCUGACAGUUCUGAAUGGACCAGUUGAAACCCACAGCAAAGACUGUUCUGGAACCUCUCCUCCUUUGGCCGUGGUUGGAGAAUCUGGUUCUGCACAGUCUAUUGUGCUCUCCAGAACACUGCAGCCCUUCAGAAUUCCAAUGAUCAGUUAUUUUUCAACAUGUUCAUGCUUGAGCAACAGGAAAGAAUUUCCAACAUUUUUCAGAGUUCUUCCAAAUGAUGACUAUCAGGUGAAAGCCAUUGCUCGCCUCCUGCAGAGAUUUGGCUGGAUGUGGAUUGGUGUCAUCCUUGAGGACCAUGACUACGGCCGAUUUGCUCUGCAGGGAUUGAUGCGGGAAAUAAAAAACACUGGUGUGUGUUUAGCAUACCAUGAAAUGAUCCCCAAAGUGUACAAUCGGGAAAGAAUACAGGAAAUCCUUAACAUUAUGAAACGCUCCACAGCAAGAGUUGUUGUGGUUUUUACUGGUGAAGGGGAGCUCUAUCCCUUAUUGAAAGAGUACAUGGAUCAGAACAUCACAGGCAUCCAGUGGAUUGCCAGUGAAGCCUGGGUAACAGCCUCAUUAUUCGCAGGCAGUGAGUUCUACCCAUUUCUAGGAGGUACCAUUGGGUUUGCCAUCCGGCAGGGGCAGAUUCCAGGUCUCAGAGACUACCUGAUGAAUGUAAACCCAUUGAAAUACCCCAGUAACCCCCUGGUAAACGAGCUGUGGGGUGCCUUGUAUGGUUGCUCUCUCUACCCCUCCAGUAGCAGGACCCAGGUCUCCUCCCAGCUGCCCCCCUGUUCAGGGCUGGAGCCCCUGCAGGAGCACCAAUCUGCCUACAUGAACACCUCCAGUCCUCGUGUUUCCUACAAUGUGUACAAAGCUGUGUACGCCAUCGCUUACUCCCUGCACAACCUCAUCAGCUGUAGGCCUGGGAAAGGGCCCUUCCACAACUCCUCAUGUGCUGAUGCCACAAACAUUCACCCAUGGCAGCUCCAGCACUAUCUUCAGGAGGUCUCUUUUAGUAUUUCUGGAGAGGAGGUGAAUUUUGAUGCAAAUGGAGAUGUAGUUCCAUCAUAUGAUGUGAUCAACUGGCAAAGAGGUGCAUCUGGAAAUACUGAGUUUGUCAAUGUGGGAAGGUUUGAUGGUGCAAAGGAGGCUGGGAAGGAGCUAUUCAUCCAAGAGGAGGCGAUCGUGUGGACAGGCCACCAGAGAGAGGCAAGCUGCACACAGUGUGUAUUUCAGUUCAUGCGAUGCCAUCUUUUGAAGUUCUGUAGAGUAAAGUGGAGGUGUUGGUGUCUGUGUGCAGUGAGAGCUGUGCUCCAGGAAGCAGGAAGGCUGUCCGGCGUGGGGAGCCUCUGUGCUGCUUUGAUUGUUCACCAUGUGACAGCGGGAAGAUUAGUAAUAAGACAGGUGAAAAAUCCACUCUUCACUUUUCAAUUCAUUAUUAGUAUUUUUUGUCUAAAUUAUGUUUGUUUGUAUGCCUCUUUCUCUUUAGAUUCAAUAGACUGCACAUCUUGUCCUGAAGAUUACUGGUCUAAUUCAGCCAGAACUGAAUGCAUACCCAAAGCAAUUGAGUACCUUUCCCAUGAUGCAAUGGGACUGACCCUGACUGCGAUAGCUGUAGUGGGAGCCUGCCUCACCGUUGCUGUUUUGGCAGUAUUCCUCUACCACAGGAACACUCCGAUUGUCAAAGUCAACAACUCAGAGCUGAGCUUCUUCAUCCUGCUCUCUCUGACUCUGUGUUUCCUGUGUGCACUGGUGUUCAUUGGAGAGCCUACAUCAUGGUCCUGCAUGCUGCGCCAUACUGCCUUCAGCAUCACUUUCUCACUCUGCAUCUCCUGUAUCCUGGGGAAGACUCUGGUGGUGCUGGCUGCCUUUACAGCCACCAGGCCUGGAAACAACCUCAUGAAAUGGCUGGGACCCAAACAGCAGAGAUUCAUCAUCUCUGCCUGCACCUUUAUACAAGUGAUAAUCUGUGCAGUGUGGCUAAUCACUGCUCCUCCUUUCCCAAAUAAAAACAGUCAGUACCACCGGUCCAGAAUAAUCCUGGAGUGUAGUGUGGGUUCUGAACAGGCCUUCUGGUGUGUUCUGGGAUACAUUGGUCUCCUGGCUGCUCUGUGUUUUAUUCUAGCCUUUCUGGCCAGGAAGCUGCCAGGCAAUUUUAAUGAGGCCAAAUACAUCACCUUCAGCAUGCUGAUCUUCUGUGCAGUGUGGCUCGCCUUUGUACCCGCUUAUGUCAGCUCACCAGGAAAGUUCACUGUAGCUGUGGAGAUCUUUGCAAUUCUAGCAUCUAGUUUUGGACUACUGCUAUGCUUGUUCGCUCCAAAAUGUUAUAUCAUUUUACUGAAACCUGAGAAAAACACAAAGCAACAUUUGAUGGGAAGGGUUCUUGAAGUUCCACUGGUUACCACGCAGUCCCUGCUGCACCCUGUAGCUGGAGAGCUGUUAGGACCAAACACAAAACAGCUGCGCCACGCCCCCAACUCCCGCGACCGGCGAAUCGGCUUAGGCCCCGAUCUGAAUGUGCACCCAGACUCCAAUAACCAAUCCCCCAGUGAAUCAGGCACAGCCUGUGUGGGAUCAGCCCGUUUGAAGAUGACUCCUUUGCAGGUGAUGAUGUGGUCCCUAGUUUACCCCUUCUCAGCUAUGACUCCUGUCAGCCCAACCCCUGCUCCAGUCUGUUCUUUGCAGGGCAACUUUGAACCAGAUUUUCAGGUUGAUGGAGACUUCAUCAUCGGCGGGAUUUUCCCGAUGCACUACAGGGUUCAGCCGCCUGAAAAGAAUUUCACUUACAAACCAGCUGCUCCACAAUGUUGGGGAUUUGACCCCAGAUCUUUCCGCUGGGCCCAGACCAUGAGGCUGGCUGUUGAGGAGAUCAACCAGAGUCAGAACCUGUUGCCUAAUUUCACUCUGGGAUACAAGAUCCAUGACUCCUGCACAACCCCUGUGACAGCUCAGGCAGCAGUUCUGGCGGCUCUGAAUGGACCGAGGAAAUCCUCCAGCGCCGUGUGUUCUGCCACAUCUCAUAUUUUGGCUGUGGUUGGAGAAUCUGGGUCUGCACAGUCUAUUGUUCUCUCCAGAACUCUGCAGCCCUUUAGAAUUCCAAUGAUAAGUUAUUUUUCAACAUGUUCCUGUCUCAGCAACAAGAACGAAUUCCCAACAUUUUUCAGAGUUGUUCCAAAUGAUGACUACCAGGUGAAAGCCAUUGCUCGCCUCCUGCAGAGAUUUAGUUGGACGUGGGUUGGCGUUGUCCUUGAGGACCAUGACUAUGGAAGAUUUGCUCUACAGGGAUUGAUGAGAGAAAUAAAAAACACUGGUGUGUGUUUGGCAUACCAUGAAAUGAUCCCCAAAGUGUACAAUCGGGAAAGAAUACAGGAAGUCCUUAACAUUAUUAAACACUCCACAGCAAGGGUUGUUGUGGUCUUUGCUGUUGAGGGGGAGCUCUACCCCUUAUUGAAAGAGUACAUGGAUCAGAACAUCACAGGGAUCCAGUGGAUUGCCAGUGAAGCCUGGGUAACAGCAUCAGUAUUCACAGGCAGUGAGUUCUACCCAUUUCUAGGAGGUACCAUUGGGUUUGCCAUCCGGCAGGGGCAGAUUCCAGGUCUCAGAGACUACUUGAUGAGUGUAAACCCAUUGAAGUACCCCAGUAACCCCCUGGUGCACGAGCUGUGGGGUGCCUUGUACAGUUGCUCUCUCUACCCCUCCAGUAGCAGGACCCAGGCAUCCUCCCAGCUGCCCCCCUGUUCAGGGCUGGAGCCCUUGCAGGAGCAGCACUCUGCCUACCUGAACACCUCCAGCCCUCGUGUUUCCUACAAUGUGUACAAAGCCGUGUAUGCCAUCGCUCACUCCCUGCACAACCUCAUCAGCUGUAAGCCUGGGAAAGGGCCCUUCCACAACUCCUCAUGUGCUGAUGCCACAAACAUUCAACCAUGGCAGCUCCAGCAUUAUCUUAAGGAGGUCUCCUUCACUAUUUCUGGAGAGGAGGUGAAUUUUGAUGCAAAUGGGGAUAUAGUUCCAUCAUAUGAUGUGAUCAACUGGCAAAGAGGUGCAGCCAGAAAUAUUGAGUUUGUCAAUGUGGGAAGGUUUGAUGGUGCAAAGGAAGCUGGGCUGGAUCUCGUCAUCCAGGAGGAGGCGAUCGUGUGGACAGGCCACCAGAGAGAGGUGUUGGUGUCUGUGUGCAGUGAGAGCUGUGCUCCAGGAAGCAGGAAGGCUGUCCGUCGUGGGGAGCCUCUGUGCUGCUUUGAUUGUGUACCAUGUGACAGCGGGAAGAUUAGUAAUAAGACAGAUUCAAUAGAUUGCAUAUCUUGUCCUGAGGAUUACUGGUCUAAUACAGCCAGAACUGAAUGCAUACCCAAAGUGAUUGAGUACCUCUCCCAUGAUGCAAUGGGACUGACCCUGACUGUCAUAGCUGUAGUCGGAGCCUGCCUCACCAUUGCUGUUCUGGCAGUAUUCCUCUAUCACAGGAACACUCCGAUUGUCAAAGUCAACAACUCAGAGCUGAGCUUCUUCAUCCUGCUCUCUCUGACUCUGUGUUUCCUGUGUGCGCUGGUCUUCAUUGGAGAGCCUACAUCAUGGUCCUGUAUGCUGCGCCAUACUGCCUUCAGCAUCACUUUCUCACUCUGCAUCUCCUGUAUCCUGGGGAAGACUCUGGUGGUGCUGGCUGCUUUUACAGCCACCAGGCCUGGAAACAACAUCAUGAAAUGGCUGGGACCCAAACAGCAGAGAUUCAUCAUCUCUGCCUGCACCUUUAUACAAGUGAUAAUCUGUGCAGUGUGGCUGAUCACUGCUCCUCCUUUCCCAAAUAAAAACACCCAGUACCACCGGUCCAGAAUAAUCCUGGAGUGCAGUGUGGGUUCUGAACAGGCCUUCUGGUGUGUUCUGGGAUACAUUGGUCUCCUGGCUGCUCUGUGUUUUAUUCUGGCCUUUCUGGCCAGGAAGUUGCCAGGCAAUUUUAAUGAGGCCAAAUACAUCACCUUCAGCAUGCUGAUCUUCUGUGCAGUGUGGCUCGCCUUUGUGCCAGCUUAUGUCAGCUCACCUGGAAAGUUCACUGUAGCUGUGGAGAUAUUUGCAAUUCUAGCAUCUAGUUUUGGCCUACUACUUUGCUUAUUUGCUCCAAAAUGUUACAUAAUUUUACUGAACCCUGAGAAAAACACAAAACAACAUUUGAUGGGAAGAGUUGUUACCAAAUAAA